Microdochium trichocladiopsis is the source of this 1066-nucleotide messenger RNA. Its product is annotated as deoxyribose-phosphate aldolase. Lineage: Eukaryota; Fungi; Ascomycota; Sordariomycetes; Xylariales; Microdochiaceae. The transcript has 2 exons. Gene Ontology annotation, cellular component: cytoplasm. The coding region runs from base 174 to 965 and encodes 263 amino acids. Gene Ontology annotation, biological process: carbohydrate catabolic process; deoxyribonucleotide catabolic process. Gene Ontology annotation, molecular function: deoxyribose-phosphate aldolase activity. The record is from RefSeq and is a predicted model, not a curated record.
ACCACCACCACACGCAAGAACCAGACGGCAAACGACGCGAAGCUUGUCGACAACAAAGAACAGUCAUCUCGACAUCACCAGACAGCUGCAGAAGAGUGCAGAGAACGCCAGAAAUCGGGCAAUCCGCGCCAGACCACACACAUCGCAGCGACGCACCGCUGCAACCAGCAGCAAUGGCCGCCCCACCACAAGGCCCCAGCUCCGUCCAGGUCUCCCUGCCCCAGAUCGCGAAGCUCAUCGACCACUCGCUCCUCCAUCCGACCAUGACGGACGCCCAGAUCCACGCGGGGCUGGACGUCGCCCGCAAGCACGGCGUCGCCGCCGCCUGCGUUAAGCCCUACAGCGUACCCAUCGCUGCCGAGGCCCUCGCCGACUCCGGCGUGCUCGUCUGCGCCGUCAUCGGCUUCCCCCACGGCAACAGCACGACCGCCAUCAAGGUUGCAGAGGCACAGGAGGCCGUCUCCGCGGGCGCCCACGAGAUCGACAUGGUCGUCAACGUGGGCAAGGUGCUCGGCGGGGACUGGGAGUACGUGACCAACGAGAUCCGCGCCAUCAACGACGCCGUCACCCACAGAGACCAGGCCGUGCUCAAGGUCAUCUUUGAGAACGACUACCUCGACGACAGCCACAUUGUGCACCUCUGCCGCAUAUGCUCGGCGCUAUCGGUCGCGUUCAUCAAGACGUCGACGGGCUACGGCUUUGUCAAGCAGGACAAUGGGCUCUACACGUACAAGGGCGCCACUCCCGCGCACCUGAAGCUCAUGAGGAGCAACGUCGGGCCCAAUGUGCAGAUCAAGGCGGCGGGCGGGCUACGGACGCUAGACGACGUGCUGUACGCCAUGUCGCUGGGCGUGACGCGGAUCGGGGCAACGGCAACCGAGGAGAUCCUGGCAGAGGCGGCGCGGCGGGGGAUUGGCAUCGCGCCGAAGCUGGUGGAGGUCACGGUGCCUGCGGACAAGACUUGAAGGCUGUCAUUGUGGCGUUGUGGUCUUUUUUGAAGACGGCAGCACGCUGCAUGAUUGACAUGAAAUGAUGGCCGUGCCCGCAAUGGAGCCCCUGGAAGCUU